UAAAAUAACUAAAAUGUUUGGUGAUAAAAACUGUUAAGAAGAAGCGGCCUACUAUAUAGAUUUGACUGGAUAACAACGAUAUGCAGUACAAGGAUCGUUGUUCACCUGAUUAUGGCUAUUGCAGCGAACAGGAACAUCCGGUAACCGAAACCUUGCUAUCCCCUCGCCAGGUGUAUGAAAUGGGGGGUUGUGCGCAUGCCUGGACAGACGACUCCUCCAUGUAUCCGGUAACUAACGUUUCUCCCGCCCUACCCGACAUGACAAACAUUAUUCCACAUACGUAUGAAGCGGACAAGCGCGUCCCACCAUCGUAUGCAGAGCACAUGCAGAGAACUAGAAGCAGGUCUUUAAGUGCACCUCAAAUGAACUGUAGUAGUGACGUCAGAGGCCAUGAAACGUCACAGCAGAUACAAUCUACUGGAGCUAUGCUGAACGAUAUUAUGGACUGUAUAUCUGCCGACGGACAGACCAGCGAUGUUCCUUUGUUGCACGUGUCCGGUUAUGGUGAAGCCCAAUUGCGACAAUUAGCAUCGCUUCUGGCAGGCGGUGGACAGGUCCAGUUGUGGCAAUUCCUUUUGGAGCUACUAACAGACGGAGCGAACGACUGUUGUAUAAAGUGGGAGGGACCAAACGGCGAGUUCCGCAUGACUGAUCCAGAGGAAGUCGCCAAACGGUGGGGAAGUCGCAAAAACAAACCCAACAUGAAUUACGACAAGUUAAGCAGAGCGUUAAGAUAUUACUAUGACAAAAUGAUACUCACUAAGGUUCAAGGUAAACGGUAUACAUAUAAGUUCAAUUUCAAAAUGAUUCUUGAAUCAAACAAAAGAGUAUCAGGUUCAAUAACCAACUCCCUUGAUUGGAACUCCCGUGUUGGAGUGGAAGGCCGCUUUCUUCAACACCUGCAGUUCCGUGACUCGGUAUCAUCCUUAUUACCGAUUGACCGAUACGUACAGUCCCGACUAGAUCGUAGGAUGCCGUACCCGAUGACCAAUUUCGAUCGAGGACAUCCUCCAUUGCUACAGUUUGAACAUGAUCGCUCCCCUCCCUCUGAAAGGUUUGAUUAUUCCUCUGCAGGAUCCUCUACCGGACAUAUCUCACCCGUUUCCUCGGUGUCCUCACACCCUCUGCACCAGGAACCGCCCACCUACGUCACAACAGCACAGUCACAGAGCGAGUUCCUACCUCCCUGUUCCUGCUACCCGGCCUGUCAGUCAGGGCAGAGUUCAUUGCCUUACGCACAUUACUAGCGGCUUCCGGUACCUCUUUGUAAAAUCACAUUCAUUCUCAUGAUCUCGUCCGAUGACACUGCUCCAAACACGCAUGUCAAUCAAACAAUGUAUAUUAGCAGAGAUAUAUACUUUACAUCCAUAUCCUGUUUUUGUAAACUUAUAAAUGAUAGUCCAUUACGCGGUCUAUUCAUAAUAAGGCGUCGUCCAUUGAACACUUACCAGUCUUGUUGUCUAUCCUAUUUUAUAUGAUUUAAAGCGUCGUGGUCUGAAUAACAUUAACAAUUAUGUUCUGUCCGUUUAGUCCCUCUUCUUCUUUCUACAUUAAGGUUAUAACUGCAAUAGUGUUUUGCUGUUUAGUUAUUUAUCCAUUGGUCCAAUAUGAUGACACAUAAUUGCCAUCGACUUAGGGCUAUCGACAUAACUCUUACAAGUUGAUAUCAGAAAUGUGACACCAUAAUCCUAGAAACCCUCUAACAAGCAGAUGCUUUCACUUCUGUAUCUGCUUGAUUCGUUUAUCAGAUAGAUAAUAUCGCUGGAAAUAAGACCUGGGGGAUUCAGAUCAAUGGACAGGAAAAGUAGGUAGUAUUAUAACAUCAUGAUAUAAAGGAAGCUUAGCACAGUGGUUGCUAUUCCUGACUCGACACUUUAAAGAUUUAUUGUGGCAUACAAAACAACAUGUUGACUUAAUUGCCAUGAAAAUUAUGAUGGCAUUCAAAAGUAUGUCUACUUAAAAUACACUGUUGGCUUGGUUAAUAUCGUGAGAAGAGCCCAGAAGUAUCUACAAUUAAAAAUCAUACUUAGAGUUUUAUUUCAUCAUGAGAAUAGCAAAAGUGACAUACAAGUUAUCUGUCGUGAAUUUGGAACGUAAUAUCUUAUGAUGUUUUGGGGUUUUUGAGAUGGAUGAUGCUUUGGAAUUUUCGAUUCGAAAGACUCUCUUAAAGGAUCUUUUAGAGCUUUUGAUUGAGAAGAAGCUUUGGAGUCUUCGAAUUGGAACACUUUUUCCUAUCAGGUUUUUAAUUUCUCAGUUUGGUAGAUUUUUUUUCCAUGACGCUUUAGAGUUUUUUGAAAUCUUCGGUGAUGUACAACAUAUAUCUUUGACCAGUGCAUUGUGCACUUGUUUGACUGUUUCGUUGUAGUUUAUGUUUCAUUGCCAAUUUCAAAGUGACGACGUUAAUGUCCGUAAAUGAUGAUUAAGUAAUUAGUUUUCAUAACAUUGAGCGCAUAUAUUUUGGGAUUGUGGCCAGUAAUAUGUAUAAUCUCAAAUCAUUCAUAUUUUUUAUUUUUAUAUACAAAUCAACAUUUUAUACUAGUUUACCAUGAAGAUAAGCACUUACUUGAAUCAUAAUUUAGAUGAAUAGUCUCGUAAUUAUUGUUUAUUUUUGAUAAAUUCCAUAUAAUUUAUUAAGUGGUUUUCAUGUUUUAUUUUCUUCUUCUUUUUUAAACGAAUGACUUAUAUAAGUGGGUUUAUUUUUAAUUAUUAAUAUUUCUUUUUCAAAAACGCACAUGACAUACAAACGUAUCACUAAAUAGUAAGGUAUGGUUUGUUUGUAAUAUAAUGGACACAUUCGGUUCAUUCUGUAUAUUAACAUACCUUAGAUCAAUUUUCAAGGAGUACAUGCAUUUAAUUUAGCAGAAACUUUACCACGAAUAUAAGGACUUGUUUGAAUCGUCCUUCAGUUGAAUUGUAUCGUAAUCAACGUCUAUGUUUUAAUCAUUCCAUAUAGCUAAUGAAGUAGACUUUGUCCUUUUUUAACAAAUUACUUUUAUAAAAUAUUAUUUUCUUUUAAAUAUUAACACAUUUACCUCGAGAACGUAUUAAAAUAACUAUAUCUGAAUAGGUUAUGCUUAGAAAACAAAAUACCAAGGAAUCCCUCGGAAAGAAGUAGUAUAGUAAUAGUGAUGGACAUGCUAAGAUGAUUCGUUUAUUAUCGGAACCCCUCGGAAAGAAGUAGAAUAGUAAUAGUGAUAAGACAUGCUAAAAGAAUUCUUAUAUUUUCGGAACAUAUGCUUUAAAUAUCUAUUGAUGCAAUUAUUAUUAAACGCCUUAAGUAGUAUAGGUCGUGAUUAUAUUUACAUUCAAUAGUAACAUAUCUCAUAUCAAUUAAAAGUUUGAUUUCAUUUUUUUAUAUAUACAUAUAUCGUAUGUUUACGUGCCUUUUUGUUAGAGAUACGCGAAUUGUGUGCUUAUAUAAAUAUGUCGACAAUACAACGAUAUGUAUACAUGAUUUGUGCAAAAAAAAUAGAAAAGAGAUGUUGCAUUGAGGCUAUUCUUUUCGAAAAAAGAACAAUGAAACGGAGAUAACACAUGAUUUGU
Mizuhopecten yessoensis (Yesso scallop) is the source of this 3543-nucleotide messenger RNA. RefSeq lists its product as uncharacterized. Gene Ontology annotation, molecular function: sequence-specific DNA binding; DNA-binding transcription factor activity, RNA polymerase II-specific. Gene Ontology annotation, biological process: regulation of transcription by RNA polymerase II; cell differentiation. Bases 81 to 1247 code for a protein of 388 amino acids. NCBI's taxonomy places the organism in Eukaryota, Metazoa, Mollusca, Bivalvia, Pectinida, Pectinidae. The record is from RefSeq and is a predicted model, not a curated record. The transcript has 4 exons. Gene Ontology annotation, cellular component: nucleus.